Onychostruthus taczanowskii (white-rumped snowfinch) is the source of this 2154-nucleotide messenger RNA. It is a transcript of the gene DRD1, whose product is annotated as dopamine receptor D1. Gene Ontology annotation, cellular component: plasma membrane. Gene Ontology annotation, biological process: adenylate cyclase-activating adrenergic receptor signaling pathway; vasodilation; G protein-coupled dopamine receptor signaling pathway. Gene Ontology annotation, molecular function: dopamine neurotransmitter receptor activity, coupled via Gs; G protein-coupled receptor activity. Lineage: Eukaryota; Metazoa; Chordata; Aves; Passeriformes; Passeridae. The coding region runs from base 123 to 1484 and encodes 453 amino acids. The record is from RefSeq and is a predicted model, not a curated record. The transcript is spliced from 2 exons.
AUGCAGUGUUCCUGUGUUGGUUUUGUAUAUAAAAUUUGCUAUGCAAUUCCAAAACUAAAACAGGAGGAGAGACGGCCCUGCGUCCCAGAGCAAGCAGGGAAUCAGAGGUGAAAGGAGAAACUAUGACUUGGAACGACACCACUAUGGACGGGGAAGGGUUGCUGGUGGAAAGGGACUCCUCUUCCUUUCGGAUCCUCACGGGCUGCUUCCUCUCGCUCCUGAUCCUCUCCACGCUGCUGGGAAACACGCUGGUCUGCGCAGCUGUCAUUCGGUUUCGCCAUCUCAGGUCCAAGGUGACCAACUUCUUUGUCAUCUCUUUGGCCGUGUCAGAUCUCUUAGUGGCAGUUUUGGUCAUGCCUUGGAAAGCUGUGGCUGAGAUCGCCGGUUUCUGGCCUUUUGGUUCAUUUUGCAACAUCUGGGUGGCCUUUGAUAUUAUGUGCUCAACAGCCUCCAUCUUAAACCUCUGUGUCAUUAGUGUGGACAGAUACUGGGCCAUCUCCAGCCCGUUUAGGUACGAGAGGAAAAUGACCCCCAAGGCAGCCUUCAUCAUGAUCAGCGUGGCGUGGACUUUGUCCGUGCUGAUCUCCUUCAUCCCGGUGCAGCUGAACUGGCACAAGGCUGCAACCACGAACGUUUUGGACUUCAAUGCCAGCUUAGAAGGUGUGAGCAUGGACAACUGUGAUUCUAGCCUAAACAGGAUGUAUGCCAUCUCCUCUUCUCUAAUUAGCUUCUACAUCCCCGUGGCCAUCAUGAUAGUCACCUACACCAGGAUAUACCGGAUUGCUCAGAAGCAAAUCCGGCGCAUCUCGGCUCUGGAGAGAGCAGCAGUGCAUGCCAAGAACUGCCAGAACCCGGGUGGCAACAGGAGCAGCAUGGACUGCCAGCAGCCAGAGAGCAACUUCAAAAUGUCCUUCAAGAGGGAAACAAAGGUGUUAAAGACCCUCUCGGUGAUCAUGGGGGUGUUUGUGUGCUGCUGGUUGCCAUUUUUUGUGUUGAACUGCAUGAUUCCCUUCUGCGAGCCCACCCAGCCGUCCAAGGGAGCAGAGGCUUUCUGCAUUAAUUCCACCACCUUUGAUGUUUUUAUAUGGUUUGGAUGGGCCAAUUCUUCCCUCAACCCCAUCAUUUAUGCCUUCAACGCUGAUUUCCGCAAGGCAUUCUCCACCUUGCUGGGCUGCUACAGGCUCUGCCCCCUUUCUGGCAAUGCCAUUGAGACCGUCAGCAUUAACAACAACGGGGCCGUGGUUUUCUCCAGCCAACACGAGCCCAAAGGGUCCAGCCCCAAAGAGUCUAAUCUGGUUUAUCUGAUUCCACACUCCAUUAUCUGCCCGGAAGAAGAACCUCUUAAAAAGGAAGACGAGGAGAGUGAACUGUCAAAGACCUUGGAGAAAAUGUCUCCAGCACUGUCGGGUAUCUUGGAUUAUGAAGCUGAUGUUUCUUUGGAAAAGAUCAAUCCCAUUACACAGAAUGGGCAGCAUAAAACCUGAACAGUAAGGUUUACUCAGCAAGACCUAAUGGUGUAUAUUGUAAUAAUCUUUUUUGGGGAAAAAAAAGAUGUACAAGAUUUUUUUGCUAAGAACCUAAGCUCUAAGGGAGAAAAAUGCACAUUUACACCAAGCCCAGAAUUAAUUUUCCUGGCAUUCAGAGCAAAUUUAACGUUUCAAACAAUAAACAGAAAAAGAUACUGGAAAUUGGUUAUAAAAAGGGAUGUUAAACUGUACUGUUCACACUGAGGAAAAGCUACAAAUUUAGAUACAGUGCAGUUACAAAGAAAAUGUUGCUUCUUCUCUGUACAGAGAAACCAAUUUCUAGCUAAAAGUGAGGCAAAAGAUAAAUGUUGAGUAUUUAAAGAUUAAUGUUUACUAGAAGUUAAAAGAUUGCUUUGUCUUGUGAUAGUGGGUGUUAACAGGUCCUAAUUAAUGACUGAGGGAUUGUAAAGGUAGGUAGAUGCCUUCUUAAAAUUAUUUCUGACAAAUAAUUGAGCCUUAUAACGAGAAUGGUUAUUUUUAAAGCUUUGGGAGGUAAUAUGUUGAUACUGGUUUUAUUUAUUUAUUGUUUUAAAUUGAUAUUUUUCAUAUGUUAUAACAGAUCUAGCUUUAUUUAUGUUAUUUAAGAUGUUUAAAUAAUGGGAUAUUUUUGGAGUGUCAUAACUGCAUU